AUGCGAUUGUCAAUUCUUUCGCCCGCAUUGGCUGUCGCCUUUGCGUCCUAUGCACUAGCUCAAGAUGCAUCAGAUGUCCUCACCCUUACCACGUCUGAUUUCAGCGCAAAAGUCGACAACGAGCCUCUCAUUCUUGUCGAGUUCUUUGCUCCUUGGUGUGGUCACUGCAAAGCGCUCGCGCCUCACUAUGAAGAAGCAGCUACUGCUCUCAAGGACAAGGACAUUAAGUUAGCCAAGGUCGAUUGUGUCGAUCAGGCUGACUUGUGUCAGGCCAAUGGUAUCCAGGGAUACCCCACACUGAGGGUAUACAAGAACGGCACUCCUUCCGAUUACCAAGGUCCUCGCAAAGCCGAUGGGAUCAUCAGCUACAUGGUCAAGCAAUCUCUUCCUGCCGUUACCGAACUCACUCUUUCCAACAUCGAGGAAUUCAAAGCUGCCGACAAGUUCGUCGCUGUCGCAUACGUGUCAUCUACUACCGAUGCUCCUGCCGUCGCAUUCAACCAAGUCGCGGAGACUCAUCGGGACGACUUCCUCUUUGGUUUGUCGACUGACCCGGACGUUAUUGCUGCCGAAGCUGUCACUCCUCCUGCUGUCGUUGUCUAUCGUUCAUUUGACGAGCCCCGUGUGGUUUACCCUUACCCUAUCCUCGACGCAAAACCCGAGGAUUUUGAAGAAUGGAUGGCUGACCUUUCCAUCCCUGUCAUUGAUGAAGUCUCCAGUGACAACUAUGCCGUCUACGCUUCGAGCACGAAGCCUCUUGCAUAUGUAUUCCUCGACCCUACAGCUGAAAACAAGGAAGAGAUCAUCGCUUCCGUCCGUCCUGUUGCAGAAGAGUACAAAUCGAAGGUCAACUUUGUCUGGAUUGACGCUAUCAAAUUUGGUGACCACGCCAAAGCACUCAACCUCCAGGAGCCUAAAUGGCCGUCGUUUGUUAUCCAGGAUCUAGAGAAGCAGCUCAAGUAUCCUCUUGAUCAGAGCAAGGAGGUAUCCACUGAAUCUGUCAAGGACUGGACCAAGCAAUUCGUCAGUGGUGAACUCAAGCCUGAGCUCAAGAGCCAGCCGAUUCCCGAAGUCCAGGACGAGAGCGUUUAUAAUCUCGUCGGUAAGGAAUUCGAGGAGGUUGUAUUCGAUGACUCCAAAGAUGUAUUUGUUGAAUUCUACGCUUCAUGGUGUGGUCACUGCAAACGCCUAAAGCCCACCUGGGACCUGCUCGCCGACAAAUACGCCAGCGUGAAGGACCAAAUUAUCGUCGCGAAGAUGGAGGCUACCGAGAACGAUCUUCCUCCUUCUGUUCCUUUCCGUGUUGCCGGUUUCCCUACUUUGAAAUUCAAGCCCGCUGGUUCGAGGGACUUCUUGGACUACGAGGGUGAUCGUUCUUUCGAGUCUCUUGUUGCGUUUGUUGAGGAACACUCCAAGAACUCGCUCGAGCCCUCGGUCGUUCUCGAAGGUCAGACACAGACACAUUUUUCUGCUGGGAACGCGUCGGCCGAGAAGCACGAUGAGCUUUGA
Lentinula edodes (shiitake mushroom) is the source of this 1509-nucleotide messenger RNA. Its product is annotated as thioredoxin-like domain-containing protein. Gene Ontology annotation, biological process: protein folding; response to endoplasmic reticulum stress. Gene Ontology annotation, molecular function: protein disulfide isomerase activity. Gene Ontology annotation, cellular component: endoplasmic reticulum. The record is from RefSeq and is a predicted model, not a curated record. Bases 1 to 1509 code for a protein of 502 amino acids. Lineage: Eukaryota; Fungi; Basidiomycota; Agaricomycetes; Agaricales; Omphalotaceae. The transcript is spliced from 5 exons.